GGGAGAUUGCAGGACGCCAUCUUUAAACCCCACAACAGGGCCAGCUACAGUCAAACACCGGGAUGAAAAACACUGUCCCUGCCGCGGGAUACAAGUUCCUAUUGCGGGGACUGUGUAGUUAUUUUCCGUUGCAGUGAAAAACAAGGAAUUAUCCGGUGGAGUCGUGGGGAGAUGAUUACGAGAUACUGCGACAGCCUCAAAAUGUUGUUAUGAUAGACAGACAAUAACAAUAGACGGAAAGACAACAACGGACAGGCUCACUAGCAUUUCGCUGAGUACUACGCUGUCUCCAUUGCUAGCUACAAGCUAGCUGGUUCACUAGCAAAUCUGUCCGGUCGCGCUGAAAUCUGACCUGGACGGUGUUAAUAGCGGACGCUGGGUAUCCAGCUACAUCAAGCGUGACAGGCGGUCACAUAUUUGCCACUUCACAACUGCCUUAUCGCUGGUUUUGUUUUAGGUUGUAGCCUCAGCUAGCUAAAAGCUAAGUCCCGACUUCUCCCCCUCCCCAGCGGCCCAGCCGGAGAUGCAUGGAAGAUGUCGGUGUCGGGGCUGAAGGCCGAGCUGAAGUUUUUGGAGUCCAUUUUUGAUCCAAACCACGAACGCUUCAGGAUCAUCGACUGGAAACCUGACGAGCUAAGCUGUCAGUUUAAUGUAACUGGGGAAAAGCUUCUUAUUAUCCACUGUAACAUAACGGAAUCCUACCCAUCUACCCCGCCAAUAUGGUUUGUGGACUCUGAUGACCCGAGUUUGGCGCAAGUUUUGGAGAGGUUGGAGGAUGUGAGGAAAGGCAACACUCUGCUUUUGCAGCAAUUGAAGAAACUCAUUUGUGACCUUUGCCGGCUGUACAACCUCCCCCAACAUCCCGAUGUGGAGAUGCUGGACCAGCCCCUGCCUGCAGGCCCUGUGGGACUAGACCGAAAGCACGGGACAGAAGAGGUCACUUCUGAAGAAGAGGAAGAGGAGGAGAUGGGAGAAGACAUAGAGGAUCUGGACCACUAUGAAAUGAAAGAAGAGGAGCCCGUGGAUGGAAAGAAAUCUGAGGACGAUGGCAUAGAGAAGGAGAAUCUAGCCAUCUUGGAGAAGAUCAGAAAGAACCAGAGGCAGGAUCACUUAAAUGGAGCCGUGUCUGGUUCAGUGCAGGCCUCUGACCGCCUGAUGAAGGAGCUCAGAGAGAUCUACAGGUCUCAGAGUUAUAAGACAGGCAUCUACUCUGUUGAGCUUGUUAAUGACAGUCUGUAUGAAUGGCACGUCAAACUAAGGACGGUGGAUCCUGACAGCCCAUUGCACAGUGAUUUACAAGUGCUGAAGGAAAAGGAAGGAAUGGAUUACAUUUUACUAAACUUCUCAUAUAAAGAUAAUUUCCCGUUUGAUCCACCCUUUGUCCGGGUAGUUUCACCUGUGCUCUCUGGAGGUUAUGUUCUUGGAGGAGGUGCCCUGUGCAUGGAACUUCUCACCAAACAGGGUUGGAGCAGUGCCUAUUCCAUUGAGUCUGUCAUCAUGCAGAUCAAUGCCACUUUAGUCAAAGGAAAAGCCAGAGUGCAGUUUGGAGCCAAUAAAGUAAGUGAGAACCAGUACAAUCUUGCCAGAGCACAGCAGUCCUACAAAUCCCUUGUUCAGAUCCAUGAAAAGAACGGCUGGUACACACCCCCUAAAGAGGAUGGCUAAAACAGACUAUUGCCUUUCCUGCGCCGGGACCACAUGUCUUAGAUUUUUCUUUUUCUUGUGACCAAUAUGUUUUUUAAUCAUGCAAACCAUUUUGUUCUCUUCAUGAGAGUUUGAAAUCCAAACCAAAUUCCCCCCUUUUUUCAGUUACCACCCAGAUAACUAGCACAUAAACUGUCUCGCAUACAUUCACUCACCCAAUCUGACAUCCAAGUUCAUCGGCUACCCGCGAGGAUGUCUCCUCCCCUGAUAUUUAUCUCUCUGUGCAUCUGUUGUCUGAUACAAUCUAUUUUUUUUUUUUUUUUUCCAUUGCGUCAUUCAUUCUGUACUCCCAAGAAAAUGAUGGAAGAACAGCACGCAAAACUCACCCUUUUGGUUUUGGUGUUGAGCAUGUCCAGGCUACUCGCUGGCUGCGAUUUGAAAGGUGGAGCAUGGCUUUAUCCUCCAGCAGUGGACAGUUCCUCUGUGGCCACAGACUGGAUCUGAGAAUGGCAUGCGACAUUCCCUGAUAUGAUACAGUGGGGGGCUGGGAAGGACACUUACAUGCCGGUGGUGGGAAGGACCACUGCCUUUUCUCUCCAUGGAUGACUUCUGUAAUAUUGUGCUCAUAUAUUAUCUUUGUGAUGCCAAGAUUCCUCGUCUGGAAUAACAUGCUUCUGAGGCUAGCUUGCUUUUAAACCUCUUAUCUCCUAAAGCUCGAGGCCUUGAGGUGAGGAGGGGGAAGAAGAAGAAGAGACUUUUGACAGCCUUGGUGAAAUAAUUCAGAACAGCAUCUAAAGAUGACGGCCACUGUCGUCUUCAUAACCAGCAGCUUGGACCGCUUCCCUGCUGGAGAGAUCUGCUGUGUGUGUGUGUGUGUGUCUAGACUGGCAACAGGAGAAAUAUGGCCAGGCAAAGCACAGGUGUGUUUGGAUAAGAUCUCACUGUAAUGUAGUUGAUUUUAACUUCACAUGUAAACAUGUAAAUUUGUAUUUCUGCAAAAAAAUUUAAUUGUUUAUAAUGUAACCUUGUCUGGGUCUUUGACCAGGUAGAGACUGUAUUACUAUAUUUCCCCCUGUGUAUUAACUGCAGGGGCACUGCAACCUCUUGACCCAUUUAGUAUAAGACAAAGGUUGUUUGAUGUAUGCUCUUGCAGCAGAAAACACAAGUACACCAUGUUCUUAUGUAAGAUUGAUGACUACUGCAGUUUUGUUCUUUUUAUUUUUUUUUUAUAUUGAUUUAUAAUCUUCAUGUUAUUGGCAACAAUGACAGUACCAUUCCCCUUUAUCCGAUAGCACCUCUUCACAGCAAUGAACAUGACGACAAUGGCAUAGACGCAGCCUUCUCUGGUAUUCCAGAUGUUAGGCCAUCCACAUCCGAUCUCUCAAACCGGACGAACCUCAGUAAGGCUAUGCAGUGAAGACUCGGUCCUGUGGAGUUUUGUCGUACCUAAGAAAAUGAUUCUUAAAAAGCUCAACAGUAGUAGUCGCCUGCUUUAGUUCUUGUAGCUGGUUCACAUCCCAACCCCUUCGCCAAUCCUACGAGUCUGAGAAGAAAGUGACCUUUUACCUUCUGACUUUGACUUGACCUCGUCGCUGCAAAACAAAAACCCUGCAGCUACAACGUUACAAAUUCACAGCAAUAGUCUUUAAACAUUUACCUUCUGGCCUCACACCUGGGAAGAUCGACUGGAGUCUGUUCCAUUUCCAGAAUAUUUGUUCAGGUUUUAUAAAUAUUUGUUCAGAUUUGUCGCAGGAGAGACCCGGCUCUUCCCAUCACCACCUCCGUGGUUACUAUUCCUAACCACUCGCAGCACCGCUGUUCCCCCUCAGCGUGCUGGGUCUUUGAUGUAAUGUGAAUUAUAUGCAGAAAACUGUGUGGAGCAUUCCAAUUAAUGCAGUUACAUGUUUAUUGUGGGUGUUCUAUCGUGUGGUUAUUUGUAUAUUGUCCUGAUAAACCAGCAUUGAAAGCUUAGUUAUGCUAAUUCACACAGUCAUUCCUCAAGUUUCACCACCUGUAGGAUUUCUUUGGUGAUACUAACCUCAGUCACAACACCAGGAGAGAUGGGUGUAAAAUAGCUUGUUCAUUUUCAGCACUUUUUUUUGACUUUGCUUUUUUGUUGAGGUUUUUAGCUUGCAGGGUUGAACAAGUGUCACCAUCCUUUUUCUUGUUUCACCACAACCAAAAUUUUAACAUGACUGUGGCUCAUUGUAAUGGUUGUCCACUGUUGUGAUACCGUUGCUUAGGUACUCAUCGCUUCAUUCUGGUCACAUUGUCGAGUGCAACCCACCCCCCCACCCCCCCCCCCCCCCCCCCCGCCCUGCAUUCUCUGGAGAAGCAAACUCAGGAAUACAUACGGCUCACGUGCUAAUUGAUUGCUUCAGAAUAAUUGUCUCAAAACGACGAGAUUUAAUGUGUUAAUUUUUUUUGGGUCAUUUAAUAAAUGACGCCCCAGUUUUACCAGUAGAGUUACAGUGUGUUUUGCUGUUGAGUUGCCCACGCUUAGAUUUCCUGAAUGCUAUUGAGGUCGAUGAUAAUCGUUCAGCAAGUUUGUUGGAAUGACCAGAUCGUGUGAGUAAGGACUUGCUCCCACCAUCAUGUGCUUAAUCAGGGGUUCAGAGCACAUCUGCCCUGUGUCUUUGAUAUUGCUGUAUUUUGCAUGUCAAUAUAUCAAUGGGUGUUCCCCCCCCCCCCCCGCCAAGCUACUGAAGGCAAAGAGUUGUUUAAUUGGCUGGUUUGAACAGAGAAGACAAGUAUCCCAUUUUUAUUUUUUUCCCCUUGAGUCGUUGACGUCAGUGCAUGGGAUGUUUCCCCCUGUGCGUUGUUUAUUGAACCAUGUCAGAUAAUAUAUGAGACACAAGGACUUUACAGACAUCAUACCUGCUUGGAAAAACCUUAACGAUAUUCCAGGGUUCCCAACAACAGUAGCCAUUCAGUAGUUGUGUGCCGUCAGAGACGGAUGGAAACCUACAUCUUUAACCUGAUCUUUGGAGUAACGCAGCACUCAAGUCUGUUACGCACUGAAUAACAGAAUUACUUGUCACACCGAAAACAAGCGUAACUAACACAAACCCUCUCUGCUUUAGCGAGCGACGCAUUAGUUUGAGGUCUGCCUGUUUCUGGGUUCUUUACCUUGCUUCAUUAACAAAGUUGGCCGGGUUAUAAAGUUAUGCACUGUUAGCAUGCUUUGGUUUGGUUUCUUUUUUAAACAUUGCAAGGGUGAUUUUGACCAUGUAAAGUAAUUUGUAAACUUGCAUCAAGUUUAUGAAUAAAGAAUUUUAUGAAAUAGCU
Messenger RNA from Solea solea (common sole), 4932 nucleotides. RefSeq names its product ubiquitin-conjugating enzyme E2 Q2-like. The coding region runs from base 535 to 1665 and encodes 376 amino acids. NCBI's taxonomy places the organism in Eukaryota, Metazoa, Chordata, Actinopteri, Pleuronectiformes, Soleidae. The record is from RefSeq and is a predicted model, not a curated record. The transcript is spliced from 13 exons.